AUGGGGGAUAAUGGAGAGUAUUAUGUGCCGAAAACUUUGCUUCCCGUUUAUAGAGAUGUAGUGGUACCUCUAGCCAAUGUCUUAACGCCAAAUGCUUUUGAGUUAGGUGAAUUGGUUGGAUUCACUAUAUUUAACGAGAAAGCCUGCAUACGUGGCAUGGAUGCAAUUCACAGGAUGGGCGUUGAAACUGUUGUAGUAACUAGUGGAGUGGAAGAAAGUCAAACACCUGACACAUUGUGUUGUUACGCAAGCAAAAAAGGUGUGCUUUUCUCCCUCCUUUACUAUCAUAAUUAAGG
Molecule: messenger RNA, 296 nt
Organism: Strongylus vulgaris
Lineage: Eukaryota; Metazoa; Nematoda; Chromadorea; Rhabditida; Strongylidae
Source: the annotation of a GenBank genome assembly